Pantherophis guttatus is the source of this 1553-nucleotide messenger RNA. It is a transcript of the gene PGAM1, whose product is annotated as phosphoglycerate mutase 1. Lineage: Eukaryota; Metazoa; Chordata; Lepidosauria; Squamata; Colubridae. The record is from RefSeq and is a predicted model, not a curated record. Gene Ontology annotation, biological process: glycolytic process. Gene Ontology annotation, molecular function: intramolecular phosphotransferase activity.
CACAUGCGCACUAGCCGGUAAAGAGUCUCCUUGGUUGGGGGAGUGAGAGGAAGCUUGAUUUUCUUGCGUCGCCCUCCGGUUCGGUCUCUUCCAUUCAGAGCAUGGCGGCUGCGUACAGGCUCGUCUUGGUUCGGCACGGGGAGAGCGCCUGGAACCUAGAGAAUCGCUUCAGUGGCUGGUACGAUGCGGAUUUGAGCCCAGCCGGGCAGGAAGAAGCGCGGCGCGGCGGCGAAGCGCUGAAAGAUGCUAAAUAUGAGUUUGACAUCUGCUUCACAUCUGUGCAGAAGAGGGCCAUCCGGACCCUCUGGACUGUGCUGGAUAUUCUUGACCAAAUGUGGUUACCAGUAGUGAGGACCUGGCGUCUUAAUGAAAGGCAUUAUGGUGGUCUAACAGGCCUUAACAAGGCUGAGACAGCUGCUAAACAUGGUGAAGCCCAGGUCAAGAUAUGGAGGCGUUCCUUUGACAUCCCUCCACCUCCAAUGGAGCCUGAUCACCCUUUCUAUAGCACCAUUAGCAAGGAUCGCCGCUAUGCUGACCUUACUGAAGAUCAGCUACCUACAUGUGAGAGUUUGAAAGAUACUAUUGCCCGGGCACUGCCUUUCUGGAAUGAAGAAAUUGUUCCUCAGAUCAAGGAAGGCAAGCGAGUGCUCAUUGCAGCCCAUGGUAACAGUCUCCGAGGCAUUGUGAAACAUCUAGAAGGAAUGUCUGAGGCAGCAAUCAUGGAACUCAAUCUGCCCACUGGAAUACCAAUAGUCUAUGAGCUGGACAAAAAUUUGAAGCCUAUCAAGCCAAUGCAAUUCCUGGGAGAUGAGGAGACUGUCCGCAAAGCUAUGGAAGCUGUGGCAGCUCAGGGCAAAGUUAAGAAAUGAGGGCAGGCAAAGUAAUCAGUAGUAUAACCCCUUUCCCCUUCCUAGCACAUGCCUCAAGGGACAGGGCUGAAGAGCCAGAGAUGGUGAAGUUUAUGAGAGCCAUGGCUUAUCCUUCAACAUUCACAUUUCUCCAGCAGGAUCUGGCUAGAUAUUUUAGAGGUGUGGACCAUAGAUCAGCAGGGUUACUGACAGAAACAAAUUCCAAAGCAAUGAAAUUCAGUGCUGCUGAAAUGAAGAAGAGACCAAGGUUUUCUCAAGGGAACCUUUGCUGUCUUUAUGUGAGAACUCCAGUUAGUCAAGUAUUGCUUCAUUUGGUUUUGCCUUUCAGGACAGUUGCAAGGACCAUUUUUUAAUUACGUUUUUUUUUUAAAUUUUGCAUAAGCAACACACCAUUUCAUUUAAGCUAGAUGAAAAGCCAAUUCUUAUUUCAUUGCCUUCUGAAUGUAGGAAGGAAGGGUGAGACUAGAAGGACUAGCUCCCACUCUGGAAUUUCCACCUGUGAUCCAAUACCUUUGUGUAGUGCCAGUAAACCCUGAUACUGUGUAUCAUCACGUUGCUUUUCUACCCCAUAGUCUGUGUGGUUGUCUCUGCCUUAUGGAUGGCAGAUUUACACUAGAGCUAAUUUCACUGUACAAUGGCUGAAUUUGCCCUAGUCUCAGUAAAAUAAAGGAAUUAUGUGCAAUA